AUGGCCAGCCCACUUCCGCCCCCGCGUCUAGUUGCUACCGCGCACGAUGCGGCUGGCACGUCAAUCAUUGCAUCAGAUGCUCCAUUGCAGACCUUUUCCCCAUUCGGGCCCAAGGGAAGCGCAUUUGCAGUCAUUCAUAGCGCGCCGAGCGUGCCGGUUUCAAAUACGGAUCUCCAGGCACCGCAGCAAAACACUCUCCCGCGGGUCCCGCCCCAGGGUGUCAUUUUUACGACGGCGGACAUUCCGCCCCAUGGUGGUGAAAGCCCGAUUCAUCGCACUCAAAGCAUGGAUUAUUCCGUUGUCCUUGCGGGAGAAAUUACCAUGAUACUGGACAGCGGCGAGGAAAGGGUCAUCAAGGCGGGAGAACUGAUUCUUCAGCGCGGCACUAUGCAUAGGUGGAGAAAUAAUUCUAACGAGUGGUGCCGCAUCUUGUUUGUCAUGGUGGGAAGCGAAAAGAUUGUGCUGGAAGAUGGAAGAGUCUUGGAGGAGACGAAUAUGCCCCCUCGGGCGUAG
This is a messenger RNA of Xylona heveae TC161, 513 nucleotides long. RefSeq lists its product as hypothetical. The coding region runs from base 1 to 513 and encodes 170 amino acids. The transcript has a single exon. NCBI's taxonomy places the organism in Eukaryota, Fungi, Ascomycota, Xylonomycetes, Xylonales, Xylonaceae. The record is from RefSeq and is a predicted model, not a curated record.